Molecule: messenger RNA, 3446 nt
Organism: Musa acuminata AAA Group (dessert banana)
Lineage: Eukaryota; Viridiplantae; Streptophyta; Magnoliopsida; Zingiberales; Musaceae
Product: WAT1-related protein At3g30340-like
Exons: 8
Coding region: 2176-3273 (365 amino acids)
Cellular component (GO): plasma membrane
Molecular function (GO): transmembrane transporter activity
Source: RefSeq, a predicted model, not a curated record
AAUGGCUCAGCAUUUAGAAGGUAUAUUGAAACUGGGUUUGUUAGAGAAUGUAAUAAUUGUCUUCUCAUUAAUAGAAAAUUUCAACAUAGUGUAGAACAUUGGAAAAAGACCGAUAUGAUCUCCUCUUUGACUCUUGGAGCUAAUUGACUGGGUUCCAUCACUAAGCAAGAACGCCUUGGGUAAAAAAUUUAUCAGGGAAAUGCUUUAAUUUCGUGACUUGUUUGAUAGCUAGCCAAUGAUAACCUGUCAAUUCCCUUCUCCAUAUCAACUUUUAUAAGGAUUUGGGGAAUUCCACCUUUAGAAUGACACAUUGUGUGAACCAACUCUUGUGGUAUCAUAAUUGGGUCAUGCAAACUCCUCUUUAGAAAGUUUGAUCGUUCCUGUUAGGAAGUUCCUCCCAGCAGGAUCUUGACUGCUUUCCAACUUUAAGAUAUGAAUUCCACCUGGGAACUUAUUAGCAAGUCAAGUGCGAAAUUGCUCUUUGCUUUAAUUGAUCUCAUUGGGGUCAAAGAAAACUUCAUCACCCAAAGAACUUUUAAUAUGUCAACAAGAUUAUGUGAGAGAAGACUUUCCUUUGUCAUUCCAUGGGUAAGCGACCCCUUUGAAAACUUUAGCCUGUGAGAUUGCAGAAGAGAAAUUCUCUCCUGAAGAGAAGGAUCAGGAGGCUUUCUUGGUUGCGUCAAUUAUGGAGAUAGAAUAGGUCUCUCAGGUUUUUUAGUGGACUGAGCCGUUGCCAUGUUGUAUGUACUGUAAACUCAAUGCUAUUUCAUUCAUUUUUUAACACAUUUUUUACUGGCAUGAACAAAGUUGGAUUGGUAUCUUUAUAUCGUGAUUUUUAUUUAAACAUGAGUUUUUUAAAUCCUUCCUUUGUUUAAUCUUUCCAUGUUCCACAACUUCCUAAUGCUGCCUUUGAUAUUGAUAUAUUCUUUGUGCUUUAUUGUUUGUGAGAGUUUGGAUGAAUCAUAACCUUUUGUACAUUUGCGCUCUUAAGACCCCAUAUUGGGGAAGACUCUUGCAUUGAGACUUUCUCUAUGUCAAUUCUUCUGAUCCCUUUUUAUUUAUAUGGUUUCAUCGGAUAAAUAUCUUUCUCUGUGUACUGCUCUAGUGUCCUCUUAGUGAAGCCUUAGCUCACUCAGAAACAUCUAUGAAUGUGCAGUGCAGAGAACAUCAUAUGUUUCUCGAAGGCCCUUCCUCCUCAUACUUAUCUUAUGGUCUAGAUUAUCCUACUUGGUUGACCUAACAUAAAGGCCUAGCAGUAAUCUAGCAUUAAGCUAUAGCCAGUCUCGCAUUCAAAACAAAGUAGCUUAUCCAUAUUUUUAUUCAACUGAUAAUAAUAUUUUGUGAAAUUUAUUACUCUCUAGAGAUUUAGCAUUUCAGUGUGUUUUACUCAUUAUAUUAUUGUCAUAUACAAACAUUUGCAGUAUGUGUUGUAGUUUGUAAAUAAAAUUGACUUGAGAAAACAGAUGAUACAAGUACAAUACAUCAUUAUCCUUCUCAAAGCAACUAGUAAAUCCAUGUGCUGCAUGUAUAUAUUUGGUAUGUUUAUGCAUAAAUAUAUAAUUUUCUUGAUAUAUUGCUACUAUCCAGAUUACAUUUUUAUUUUUAACCAAUUUGCAUGAUUCAGCAGUCUUAAUAGUCAUAUAUAAGCUUGUAAACUGCAAUCUCUUUAAAUUUUUGGACUAUAUUACCACUAGUUGUAUCUGCUAGUUCUUUAUGACUCUGACCCUUGUCUUGGAUGUUUGAAUGUGUUCUCUCUGCCUGGUGGGAGAUGGAGAUUUGAUCCCAUCCUGCGCAAGCUGCACAUUUUCGCACCUGUUUUGGUGGUUAACUUUCCUUUGUGGGCUUCAAUGAGAAUGAUUUUAUACCUUGUGAUCUGAGAUGACCUUCUUAGGCCUUGUGGCCUAUGUUGCACAGCCUAGUUCCCCUUCUGAAAGAAAAGAAGUAAGCUGUUUUCAUCUUUAGCAUGCUUCUCAAGGCAAAAGUUGGGCCUCUGGUGAAUCUAACUACAUAUUGUUUGGUGAAACUCUACCAUGCUGUAAAUGCAGGACACUGAAGCUACUUUAUCUGAUUAAGUGGGUGGUGCUUUCAGAAGUUUGUGCAAAGUCUCUUCUUCCAACAUGAAGAAUCAAGUAGAUAGUUGACCUGCUGGGGCAUUUUUUUCAGGCACGCUCUGGGAUGGCGAAGCAUCGAGCGUCCUCGACGGACAUGGACGUGGGAAUGGGUUGGUGGGGGAAGUGGAAACCCGUCCUGGUGAUGCUGGCCAUCGUCGUGGCCUACGCGGUGAUGAACAUCAUGAUCAAGAAGGCGAUCGACGAGGGCACCAACCGGCUACUGCUCAUCACCCUCCGGCAGCUCAUCGCGGCUCUGAUCCUGUCACCCAUCGCCUACUUCCGCGAGAGGAAGACGAGGCCGCCUCUCACCGCCGAUAUCUGCGUCCAUCUCUUCUUCAGCGCAGCACUCGGCGCGGCGCUGACGCAGUACCUCUUCCUCCUCGGCCUGCAGUAUACUUCGGCCACCUUCGCGUGCGCCUUCGCCAACAUUCUUCCUGUGCUCACCUUCCUGAUGGCGUUACUCUUCCGGCUAGAGACGCUGAAUCUGAAGCGGACGGCGGGGAUCGCGAAGGCGAUCGGGGCAGCCGUGUGCAUCGCCGGUGCAAUGCUGCUAUCGCUAUACAAAGGCGUGGCUUUGACCAGCUCACCUCACCCAUCGAGGACGUCGGAGCCUCGGCCGACGCACCUCGCCGUCGACUACACGUCGAGACAGUGCUUGAUGGCCACGGUUGCGCUGUUCGCCGCCUGUGUUUGCUACUCCUCGUGGUUCCUCGUCCAAUCCAAGGUCGGCAAGAAGUACCCUGCGCUGUAUUCGGGCGCCGCGCUCGUCUUCCUCAUCAGUUUCCUUCAGGCCGCCGCGCUGAGCUUAGCCAUUCAACGAAGCUUCUCCAUGUGGAUUCUGAAGACGAAGCUGGAGUUGAUCACUGUGCUGUACUCGGGGAUAGUGGGAUCAGGGAUAGGGUUCUUGGCCAUGUCAUGGUGCGUGGAGAAAAGAGGACCACUGUUCACCUCUGCAUUCACUCCUCUCAUACAGAUCAUCGUGGCCGUCAUCGACACCUCCGUCCUCCAUGAACGGAUCUACCUCGGAAGUGUUCUUGGGUCUGCGCUCGUGAUCCUUGGUCUCUACUUCCUCUUGUGGGGCAAAAGCAAAGAAACCCGAAAUAGUGAAGUGAAACCUGCGGAGGGCAACGAAGAGAACAAAGUGCAGCUGCAAACAGUGUAGUGACCAGGAAAGCAGGAUCCUGAUGCCAUUGCUGUGUCCACUACAAAAGCAUCAGUAGCAGAAACUUAAGCUCGAGUGACAGAAUCUGCAGAAAGUGGUGUUCAGUACCAAUUAUAGUCCAAGUAAAGAUAAUGCAAACUACUAUUGGUUUAAUGGUUGCCCAUGAUUAACUA